GCACGUUAUUGACACGUCACCUCGGCGGUGUUCGCAUUGAAUUGGGGUCAAACUCAGGAUUGAGAAAGUCACGUUGAGCAAUAGCGACACUGAUCUGACGAAACAAAUAAAAGGAAAACGCAGACAGAUGGAGAAACCAUAGAUUUAUACUGUUCACCUUAUUUGUUUGCUUAAUACCAUUUAGAGAAACGGAAAAGUUGAGAGCUUAUCGAUUGUUUAGCAAAGAAUCAACAACAGAAAGCUCUUUCCGUUUGGGAUCCCUUGCCAAACCUAAAGGUAACGUAAAGCUGAUAUGGGAAGCGUCAUGGCUUCAAGAACUUUGCGGAAAAGGCUUCAUCAUGGGGAUGUUGAUGGGAAAAAGAAUGAGCAUUUAGAGACAUCAGGGUCAGAUGAUCUUAAUGAGCCUCUACUGGGGAAUUAUUAUUCAGAUACGCAUGCUGAGGGAUCCUCACUUGAAGAGACGUGCGAUGAUGAACGGAGAAAGGAACACCUCCAUUGGACCCUUCUGUUUUCUCAGUUGAUUGCACAGUGGGCACGGUGGUUAGCAAAUAUUGUUCUUGGAUCGGGAUCGCUUAUUGGGCGGCUUUUGACCUUCCCUUCAACUACACAAAAUGGACAAAGAACUAAGUUGCGUGCACCACCCCUUAGUCCUCUGCAAGAAGCAAGACUCAGAAAGCUGCGACAAAGGCUUGAAGUACCCUUUGAUGGCUCUCGUGUGGAGCAUCAAGAUGCACUUUUACAGUUAUGGAGGUUGGCUUAUCCGGAUAAGGAGCUCCCACCUCUUAAAUCAGAGCUUUGGAAACAGAUGGGAUGGCAAGGUUCAGACCCUUCAACAGACUUUAGAGGCGGGGGAUUUAUAUCAUUGGAGAAUCUUAUAUUCUUCGCACAACAGUAUCCGGAAUCAUUCCAAAGAUUGUUGCACAAACAAGAUGGAACUAGAGCUGAGUGGGAAUAUCCCUUUGCUGUAGCUGGUAUCAAUAUUUCUUUUGUCUUGGCACAAAUGUUGGAUCUUCAAUCAGAGCCAGCUAGUUUGGCAGGCACCCGUUUUCUCGAACUGCUUCAAGAAGAUGAAAUGGCAUUUGAUAACCUUUAUUGUGUAGCCUUCCAGAUGAUGGAUGCUCAAUGGCUUGCAAAACGUGCUUCCUAUAUGGAGUUCAAUGAUGUUCUGAAGUCUACAAGAAGUCAGCUAGAGCGUGAGCUUGCACUUGAAGAUGUCUCAAGUGUAAAAGAUUUGCCAGCAUACAAUAUGUUGAGAAGAUGAUCUCUUAUUCUCUUUUGGUUUUUUUAUUUUUUCAGUUCUCAUUCCUGUAAUUCUUCUUACGUUCUCACCAUCUGUAAUAUCAUAGAAGAAAUUCUAUCUUCAAAAUCCAGUAGUAACAUAUUUAAUUCAUUGAUCCAAGCGCCUUAUCAUCUUU
This is a messenger RNA of Prunus persica (peach), 1415 nucleotides long. Its product is annotated as ELMO domain-containing protein A. The record is from RefSeq and is a predicted model, not a curated record. NCBI's taxonomy places the organism in Eukaryota, Viridiplantae, Streptophyta, Magnoliopsida, Rosales, Rosaceae. The coding region runs from base 293 to 1261 and encodes 322 amino acids. The transcript is spliced from 10 exons.